AACAUUUCCCGCCAAAAUCAGGCUGGAAAGGCUGACGACCAGCAGUUAUUUGGGGAUUUUCUCUGUGUAAAUGGUUGUUAAGUUGCAGAACACAGGACUGUGAGGUGUGUACAGCAGGUAACACUGCGUAGAUAACACCUGCCAAUUCAGGAUCAGACGAGAUACAGGAAUAAAAUACAAAAGGCGCCCAAAAACCCGACACACAAGAUGAAUGUUAAUAUCUUGAAACUUGCUUCAGUAAUUGGAACGUGCGUGGUGCAUGGAAUAGCAAUGGAGGCCAUUCCCACCACAGUCAUACACAUUCCUGUCGGAGAACAUGUCCUGUUCCCUGUAACCUUCCACGACAACGUUCAGUAUGAAGUGACCAUAAGGCGGCGAUCUCCAUUAUCUAUCAAGAUAUUAGGAUGGAGACCCAGUAGCUCGGAGAAACCUUAUAUUGUGCACCCACUGUAUCAACGCAGGAUUGAAAUCUACUUGAAAAGAUAUGUAAUGUUGAAAAAUUUACUUAUUGCUGACAGUGGGGAAUAUGAAAUACAAACUAACUACUUUGAGGCAGUACUGAAGAACCGGGAUCAAAGCAUUUUCAAUUUACAGGUGUAUGAACCAGUUUCCCAGCCUGUGGUGACCAUUCAUGGUAACUGUGGAACAGCAGACAACAUCACUCUGAGGUGCUCUGUCUCCAAUGGAAGCAAUGUAAUGUUCCACUGGGAAAAGGACUACUUAUCAAUCAAUGACACAUAUGCAACAGAACUAGUCAUAGAUUGCAUUAAUGCAAAGGAGCACGACACCUACAAGUGCAUUGCAAAGAACCCAAUCAGUAAUGCAAGCAGUAAUCCAGUGUCAUCAGGGUGCUUUGAUGGCAAUGAUUCCACAGAUAAUAGUCGCCAUAGGAUUGUCCUUGUUCUCGUUUCAUUGUUGAUUGCGAUUCUGGCUAUAACCACAUUUGGCUACUUUCUACAUGAAAGUAAAUCAAGACGAGGAUGCAACAAUGGGAUUCAAUGAAGCAAUUUAACAACCCAAGAUCUCUUUUCAAACUGAAUUUAAUCAGAGCUAGAUUUGGAUAGGUCUUUUCAAAGAACCAGCAGACACGGUGGGCCAAAUGGCCUCUUUCUGGGCUGUAUAAUUCUGUGAGGUGCCACAAACGUAAAUGAUCAAAAUUUUAAGCCAUCUACAUUGUGUAUUUUUUUUAAGGUGAAUGAUUCAAGUUACACUGAAUCAAGUUAUUUUUCUAUACAUCUCUAUUUUGUCAUUUUAUAAAACAUUUGUAUAAUUUGUACUUUUUAUGACACGAGAAACAUAAAUGCUUAAAUCCAAGUAGUUUUUGGUUUGUACUGUAUUUGAAAUGAAAUUGUGAAUGCACUAGCUGUCUUCUCAUUAAAUCUUGUUGAUAUAAA
Messenger RNA from Callorhinchus milii (elephant shark), 1394 nucleotides. Its product is annotated as hepatocyte cell adhesion molecule. The transcript has 6 exons. The record is from RefSeq and is a predicted model, not a curated record. The coding region runs from base 208 to 1002 and encodes 264 amino acids. NCBI's taxonomy places the organism in Eukaryota, Metazoa, Chordata, Chondrichthyes, Chimaeriformes, Callorhinchidae.